This is a messenger RNA of Trichoplax adhaerens, 1506 nucleotides long. RefSeq lists its product as uncharacterized. The transcript has 2 exons. The record is from RefSeq and is a predicted model, not a curated record. The coding region runs from base 1 to 1506 and encodes 501 amino acids. Gene Ontology annotation, biological process: transmembrane transport. Lineage: Eukaryota; Metazoa; Placozoa; Uniplacotomia; Trichoplacea; Trichoplacidae. Gene Ontology annotation, molecular function: transmembrane transporter activity.
AUGGGUUUCGAGGGAUUGGACAGUGAACAAGACAAAAUUAACGAUAAAACAGCAUUACUAAGCGAAUCAGAGGGUAAUUUCAAUUGUGAAUCUAUUACUUCGUCGUCAAGUGUGGAUGAAAUCGUUGAUAGCUUAGACAUUGGAUUAUUUCAUUAUGCUAUAUUUAUAACCAGUGGACUUUGCCAUUCUGGAUAUAAUAUAUUUUAUAACAUCGUUGGUUUUAUAGUUAUAACUGCCUGUGAUAUAGGUAUAAACCAAAGCAAUAAAGGUUGGCUAAGUAUAUCUUUUAUGGUCGGCAUUGCAGUUGGUUCAGUCGUCUUGGGUAAAUUAAGUGAUACCCUAGGUCGACGAAAAAUUCUAAUCAUUUCUAUAUCCGUCUACUUAAUAAUGAUCGUAGUAGCUGCUUUUGCUUACAACUAUACUAUGUUAGUCAUCGUGGCUUCGAUAAUUGGCUUUGCUGAUAGUGCUAUGGCUGCUAUCAGUGGUUCGUACGCGUUGGAAUUUUUCCCUCGACCAUUUAGAGGGAAGUUGCUCGGAUGUCGUACAGCUAUAGCUGUAAUAAUUGGAGGCCUUUAUUGUUCUUUAAUGGCGUUAGUUAUAUUGCCUCAUCCACUUCAUAUCAAAUUAGGCCAGAUCCAUUUUUCUAGCUGGCGUGUGUAUCUUCUAGUAACUAAUAUACCAGUUCUAUUCGGUUUUUGUCUUCUACUCUACAUGCCGAAUAGUAUACGAUUUGCAAUAGUUAACAAAGACGGUAUUAAACCUAUUUUAGAUAAAAUAGAUCGAAUCAAUUCAAUUUGUAAACGAAAUGGCUCUUCAUCUGAAAAGUUAAUUAAAUCAAGGUUAGGCGACAUAGUUAUAAGAGGCGAUGAAAUGGAUGAGUCUAAUACUAAAAAGCAAAAAGGCGAAAAAUUAUAUCAGCAACCAUGGCUUAAGCGAUUACUAUUAUUAUCAGCAGCGUGGAUGGGUUACUGUUUCAGUCAAGAAGGCUUAAUUGUAUGGCUACCGACCGUGGUUUCAUAUUAUACUAUGGGUAAACGAUGUUGGCAUACUUAUAAUCAAACUUCGCCGUCCCCUUUGAAUCAUCAUUUGUAUACCAAUAGUCCAGUAUGUGUCAGUACUGAGCAAAUAACAAGUGUCAGUGUUAACAUUUUAAUUGGUAAUGUACUAACUAUACCCCUUUCGAUUGCAUGUAUUACGCUAGUCAAUCGAGUAGGUCGAAAAUGGUUAUUCAUCAUUUUAGUCUUUGUUGCUGUAUUUUCUAUAGCUGCAAUGCUAAUAAUCGAUGAUAUCAUAGCAGUCAGGAUCCUUGUGUGUGUUUUUACGAUGGUUGCAAAUAACGGAUGGAUUCCUUUAGCUACCUGGACUUUAGAAUUGUUUCCAACGCAUGUAAGGUCGACUGCUAUGGGUAUAUUAAAUUUUUCUGCCAUUAGCUCUUGUAUUUUAGGACUGUUAGGCGGUGUAGUAUCACUAUUUCUACCAGAUACUAGCGAUAUGAAUAUCGGAUAA